AUGUCCGCUACCGCCGCGGCUGACAAGGAGACCUUUCCCGUGCAGCUGAGUCCCGGUGAAGGGGUCAUCUUCCACUACGACCUCUGGGCAGCACAGCAGCACCUGUCGGCGGCCAUCUACCCGUGGACGAACCGCGAGACGGGAAAAUCCAAGGUGACGAUGCCGCGGGCGCAGAAUGCCGCCUACGAACUCGACAUCGUCGGCGGCACCUACUUUCCCUUUGUGCUCAAGGAGUGGCACAGCUGGGGCUUCCUCAAGCUCAACGUCAAGUGCCUGGUCACCACGUCGGAGUUGCCGUUCAUCCAGCCCGACUUCAGCCACCAUCAAAGUACGCGGCCGUUGAUGUGGAUCGGCGUUGGCACCGAGACGACUCCGCCUGCCACGACGGCGACGAUGACGAUGACGGACGCUGCCAACAAACCCAACAGUCUCAGCCUGGUCCAGCUCGCGUACUGCGUGGGCGGGAUGCACCAGGGGUCCAAACCGGCAUAUUGGGUCCACAAGGACGACGGUGGCGUCGAGAUGAUCUGA
This is a messenger RNA of Fonsecaea pedrosoi CBS 271.37, 531 nucleotides long. RefSeq lists its product as uncharacterized. NCBI's taxonomy places the organism in Eukaryota, Fungi, Ascomycota, Eurotiomycetes, Chaetothyriales, Herpotrichiellaceae. The coding region runs from base 1 to 531 and encodes 176 amino acids. The transcript has a single exon. The record is from RefSeq and is a predicted model, not a curated record.